GCACGCUGUUGUCAUUCAGUGUGUCAGAGGGGUUCUGCUAUGGUCUGAGCUCAUUAUCUGAGGGUUAUCUGCCACUGCUGGCCAAGGGUGGACCUGGUUGGACUUUGUCUAGAAGAAUCCUCUGCUCCUGGGGGCUGUGCAGCUUCUAUCUCCGGGUUUCCUGGACAAAUCGCAAAUCCACUGUGGCUGUGUGCGUGUUCCAGCUUCGAAGCUUGAUCGAGAACAGCUGUGCGCCCAUUUUUGGGUGAAUUCCAGGAAGGUAGGAGUCCUUGAGCUAAGGGUGGUGAGGUCCUGCUGAAGAACUCAGCCAGAGUAGCCAUGCCGCCCGCCGUCGGUGGACCUGUGGGUUACGCUCCUCCCGAGGGUGGCUGGGGUUGGGCUGUCGUGGUGGGAGCCUUCAUCUCCAUCGGCUUCUCCUACGCCUUCCCCAAGUCCAUCACGGUCUUCUUCAAAGAGAUUGAGGUCAUCUUCGAAGCCACCAGCAGCCAGGUCUCUUGGAUCUCCUCCAUCAUGCUGGCAGUCAUGUACGCUGGGGGUCCAAUAAGCAGUAUCCUGGUGAACAAGUACGGCAGUCGUCCAAUCAUGAUGAUCGGUGGCUGUCUGGCCGGCAGCGGACUGGUGGCUGCCUCGUUUUGCAACACCGUGGAGGGGCUCUACUUCUGUGUUGGGGUGAUUGGAGGCUUAGGGUUGGCUUUCAAUCUCAACCCGGCGCUCACCAUGAUCGGAAAGUACUUCUACAAGCGGAGGCCCAUCGCCAACGGCAUCGCGAUGGCGGGCAGCCCAGUCUUCCUGUCCACUCUCGCCCCCCUCAACACUUGGUUCUUCGACCAUUUCGGCUGGAGAGGAAGUUUCUUGAUCUUGGGGGGGCUUCUGCUCAACUGUUGUGUGGCCGGGUCCCUCAUGAGGCCCAUCGGACCCAAGCCAGCUCUGGAGCCGUCCCAGGACACGGGCAACACCAGGGUGGAUGGGAAGUCCGUGGAGCGGAAGACCUUAAUGCAGAGGAUCAACUCCGUCAUCGACCUCUCCCUCUUCGCCCAUCGGGGAUUCCUGCUCUACCUCCUCGGCAAUGUCAUCAUGUUCUUCGGCCUCUUUGCCCCGUUGGUCUUCCUCAGUAAUUACGCCAAGAGCAAAGACAUCCCCAAAGACAAGGCCGCCUUCCUGCUCUCUAUUCUGGCCUUUGUGGACAUGGUGGCCCGACCCUCAAUGGGAAUCGUGGCCAACACUCGAUGGGUCCGGCCCCGCGUGCAGUACUUCUUUGCCGCAUCGAUCCUGUACAACGGCGUGUGCCACGUGCUGGCUCCGCUUUCUGAAGACUACACGGGCUUCGUGAUCUAUUCCAUCUUCUUCGGCUUCGCCUUCGGAUGGCUGAGCUCCGUGCUCUUCGAGACGCUGAUGGACCUGGUCGGGGCACAGCGGUUCUCCAGCGCCGUGGGUCUGGUGACCAUCGUGGAGUGUGGACCCGUGCUGCUGGGCCCUCCUGUCCUGGGCCGGUUUAAUGACAUUUACCAUGACUACAAGUACACUUACUAUGGCUGCGGAAUCAUUCUGAUGGUGGCCAGCGUUUUCCUGUUUGUGGGAAUGGGCAUCAACUACAGGCUCUUGGCGCGGGAAAAGCGGGAGGAGGAGAGGCUGGAAAAACUGGCGGGGGAGGACGGAGACCGAGCCGGGAAGGAGAAGCGGGAAGACGACGUGAACACGCCCCUCAAGGCCAGCGACCCUGACAAAAUGGCCGAGGACACAGUGUGACGGCAAAGGAGAAGAUCCUGCGGACACGGGGAUCGUGUGGGAAUUUGAAUAGGUUGUACUUCCACUUGGGUUCAGCAGAUGGCAGCAUUUCUUAAAGGGGGAAAAAAACCCUUUGCUCUCCAGAAUCGAUGUUUGUCACUGUGAGAUGCAUCGUAAUAAUAUAACAUUCCUGCUAUAUGGCAAAAUGUUACGGGGGGGUGGGGGAUUAAUAAUAACCAGCCCAACCCCCCUUCACUUCAUCAAUGGUCCUCAAACUACCUGCAUGUGUAUACAAAUGAGAGGGUUAAGUGUGGGUUUUCCUUUAUUGGGGGGAGGGGGUGUCAGUGAGAGUCUGUAGCCUUUUGACUUGUUGCACACGUGUUUAUCUUGUAGCUCACACGAGAAGAUGGACUCUACUUGUUCCAUCUCAAGUAACUAUGUAUGUAGAUUUGCACUCCACAUGCGGUGGGCCCUUUCCAGCAUCCCCUGCACACGUAUGAUAGUUGCCCCAGUUGUGCCUAUCAGCCUGCUAAUCAACCCCUAAUCCUGUCCAUGCCGUUCAGGUCCCUAACUAAACUGACUUUUUUUUUGCAGGGUUUUAUUAUUUUGUAUUUUUUCUGGCAUAGUGACAAGUCUGGCUUUUUUCAUGUCACGAUGCAAAGCUCACCAUGAGGAAGUUCCCCUCGUAAUUUAAAAUUAGCAUUAACUAGUGGGCGUGCGUCGACACAUUGCCGCAAAUGCACCUAGCAUAUAAGUCUGCGUAUAAGUCGAGCACAAGAGGAAUUCACGUUAAACACAGUGGUCGUAUUUAACAGGAAGAGACUAAAAUUUCCUUUCCCACUGUAUCCCUGCACAGGGGUCUUUUAAAAUCUCCCUUUCAUAUGUAGUUUUUCUCCUCUUCUCUCCCUAAAAAUAACAAGCCACUGAUUCCCUUCUUCCGUUUUCUUUGUGUCAUGUACCGUUUCAGACAACGUUACGAAUUUGUUCCGGUUUGUAAUUCUGGACAUUUUCCCAGUGUUAAAUACUUCUGUCUAUUGUGAAUAUUGAGUGUCUGGAUUUAGAGGUUGAUAUUCAAAGCGUUCGACCGGCAUUUGCUUAGAUUGUGCCGCAACAUCAGAACUAUUUCCGCUGUUUUCCAAUGUGUGUGUUUUUAUUUUUUUUUUUAUAGGUCUAAGGUAUUUAAACUUAGGUUUUUCAGCACCACACUUUGCAGUGACACUCUUUUAGUGCUUUCUGCCCCCUACCCCCCCUCCUGUGCCAAUCUUUAUGAACAGGAAAGAGAGAAGUUUGCCUUGAUGUCGAGUUGCAGUCGUCUUGGCAGUUGGCACUAUGCUCAGUAGUGCAUCAUGGUGUAAACUAAGAUUUUUUUUUGCCUUUGUGCCUUAGUGUCACAUACUGUAUAUCUACAAAGCCAAAGGGUUGUUGAUGUCAAGUUGUAAACUGCCUACUACAAGUUGUCGUGCCCUGAUAACAGUGACGGUAACCUAGGAGCAAACAAUUUUAAUUCAUCCAUGUCAAACUGAUGUAAUUGUGCACUGACAGAGAGCGGAAAUGUAAGCUAAUGUAAUUAAGCCUGAACAUGUGUCUGGUGCUGCUGCCAGCAACUACUGCAAAUUUUAUAUGCGAGAGCGUUUCCAGUUCGUUUCAAGGGUAUGGGUUUCCUUUUUAUCUUUAAGGGUUGUCAGAAUUCCUAAAUCUGGCUGCUAAUUUAACGUCUGAUUCGGUGUUUUGAUUUUAGUUGUUGAUUUCUUGGAGGUAAUCCGACCACUGCUUUUAAUGAAGGUGUGUGUUGUAGUGCACAGAGCUGGAAUCUCAUUGCAGUUUGCACAUAUGGAUUGAAGCCUCCAAAGUACUCCGUGUUUAACCCUUUGCCCCUCCCUCCAAUUAGUUUUUAAUAAACAUAUUCCCUGACUUACCUGCAUGCUCACGGAGUCAUAUGAUGAUUUCAUUAUCUGACAAACUAUCGUGCAGUUACAUCGUCAAAGGCCAUUUAAAUUUGCUAGUCGGAUGCCUACCGGCUAUUUAAAUCCAAUAUCUCAUCAAAGAUAUAUAUCACUGAAAUAGGCCAAAACAUUUAGGCAAAAUUUCUAAUUGUACUGGACAUCAAAUCCAGAGUUAAUGGUGACUAAACACGCUUUGCUCUGCAGUGCUGCAUUUAUUACAGAAUAAGCGUAACUAAAACCUGGUCCCUCCUAUGCUUCAGCUUCAUUUAUAUACAAUAAGGGUUUUUCUCAAUUUGUGAUGAGUAGAUUUAGAAAGUAAUUGGAACAUUCUGUAACAUUGCAUGGGACUAUUUUAGCCCUUGUAAUUUAAGUAGGUUUGUUCUUGGUGACAACCUGAAUCAAAUAUUGCCUUGAAUAAAAUUUUGAAAUGUUUUUUUUACAGGUAUGUAAAAUACAUUUCUGGUUUCCUCACCUCUGUGUUUGAUGGGUCCAGACUGGAAGGAAAGUAAUUUAAACGAUGUGCAAUUACUUCACGUUUAGUUUUAAGGAGUGUGGAAAACACUAAGCACAUAACUGACGGACCAUAUUUUAAGGUGCCCUGCCCAAGAAAAGUGAAACAACUAUUAUCCUUGCCUACGUUUUUAGAACGAAGUAUUAAGCCUUUUUGUGUAAUUCAUAUCAUAGUAUUUUUUGUGAAGACCCAAUGUUUAGCUGAUAAAAUUGUAUUUUAUGCAAUAUUAAAUGAAUUGACUAAA
Messenger RNA from Brienomyrus brachyistius, 4423 nucleotides. Its product is annotated as monocarboxylate transporter 1-like. Lineage: Eukaryota; Metazoa; Chordata; Actinopteri; Osteoglossiformes; Mormyridae. The transcript is spliced from 5 exons. Gene Ontology annotation, biological process: transmembrane transport; monocarboxylic acid transport. The record is from RefSeq and is a predicted model, not a curated record. Gene Ontology annotation, molecular function: monocarboxylic acid transmembrane transporter activity. Gene Ontology annotation, cellular component: membrane. Bases 319 to 1746 code for a protein of 475 amino acids.